This is a messenger RNA of Aphanomyces invadans, 2377 nucleotides long. RefSeq lists its product as hypothetical. Lineage: Eukaryota; Oomycota; Saprolegniomycetes; Saprolegniales; Verrucalvaceae. The transcript has 6 exons. Gene Ontology annotation, biological process: transmembrane transport; potassium ion transport. Bases 20 to 2326 code for a protein of 768 amino acids. Gene Ontology annotation, molecular function: voltage-gated potassium channel activity. The record is from RefSeq and is a predicted model, not a curated record. Gene Ontology annotation, cellular component: membrane.
AGCAUAUCCAACGCCCGUCAUGGACGCGUCGCGGUCCGCGGCGGACCGUCCUCGGCAGAGAUCGGAGCUGGGAGCCAUCGACACGUCCGCGUCGAGCAGUCGUCCAACGAUGUCGCCAACCGCUGACGGCGCCACUCAAAGUCCACCCACGACCCUCCCAAACGCGAUUCGGCGAGGCACGAUCCGUCUGUUGACGUCGCUGCCAGCGUCGUUGGGCGGGUUGGACUCGAAAAAAAUGCGGCCCAAUAUCCUCACGACGGCGCACGGCGUGCUCCGGUUCAAGAAGAAGUUGCAAGAACGCGCCGAGGAGGCCGAGCGACGGCGGUUGGAAGUCAUGAGCUAUGCCACGCGCCACCAACACGUGCUCGAGACGUAUCAAAUCCGCGCGACCCAGACGUUCCCGCGAGUUCGCACCGCCAAGGACAAACGGACGUGGAUGAUGCUGUACCCCACGUCGACCGCGUUCAAGUUGUGGCAAUUGCUGCUCCUCGUGCUCGUGUACUACCAAAUGUUUGCCGUCCCGUACUCGCUUGCCUUUGACUCGAACGACGCGGACCCGUCCAACGACUACGUCAACCUUGUCAUGUCGUUGGUGUUUUGCGUCGAUGUCGUGGUGAACUUCAACACAGCGUUGAGCCAUCCGCGGACCCCCGACGCGUUUAUCACGGACCGACGACUUAUCGCAAAGACGUACCUGAUGGGCUGGUUCUUCAUGGACAUCGUGUCGAGUUUCCCCGUCGAUUUUGUCACGUACAUGAUCGAGCAAGCGUCGAACGAACGGCGCUUGAAUGUGUUGGCGGUCCUGAAAGUGGCGCGCCUGCCACGGUUGAUCAAAAUCUCGCGGCUGUCGCGGGUCCUCGAGUUUCUCCGACUCCCCAUGGAGUGGAAACGCUGGUUCUUGUACUCGCGGUACGCGCACUUGAUUCGGUUGAUCACGCUCGUCGUCGCGUUUGGCGUGAUUGUUCACGUGUUUGCGUGCGUGUGGUUUGGCGUUGUCGCUGACGACGAGUGGGCCCAAGUCAUCUACGACGCGAGCUUGGACGACGUGAACCCGUACCUGCUGAGCUUCUACCUGGCGCUUCAAACGAUUUUGGGACAGAAUCAACUGCUCCAGAACGAUCGCGAGUACACGUUCUCGAGCUGCGUGAUUCUCGUCGGCGCCGUCGUGAUGGCCGUCGUGUUUGGAAACGUCGCGAUCUUGAUUUCCAACUUUUACAACGACCAGAACCGGUACAAAAGCAAGAUGGAAACGCUGUUUUCUGGCAUGCGCCUCCUCCGGCUGCCCCGCGAGCUCCAAAUGCGCAUCCACGAGUAUUACCAGGCCAUGUACGAGCGAUACGGCACGCUCGACGGCCACCCCGAAAACUUCAAGGACGAGCUGUCGAAAAACUUGCGGGUCGAGGUCGAACUCUUCUUGCGCAUGGCGAUGAUUGUACGAACGCCGCUGUUCCGCGCGUGUAGCAACGAAGUCGUGCGGGAGCUCGUGAUGAAGCUUCGUUUUCAAGUGUACUUGCCAGACGACUUUGUCAUCGUUCGCGGCGAAGUCGGCCACGACAUGUACUUUAUUCAGAACGGCAGCUGCCAAGUCACGCAGACAAUGAUCAAGCGCCGAGCGACACGGUCGUGCCCAAAGGAUGCCGACACCGCGCCCAAGCGGAUGGGCCAAGGCGACUACUUUGGCGAAAUCGCGUUGCUGCUCAACUGCAAACGCACCGCCAACGUUCAAGCCAUCGAGUUUUCGGAGCUGUGCGUGCUGUCCCGUGUCAUGUUUGAAGAAGUUACGAGCAAAUACACGGAAGAUCGCACCGUGAUUGAAAAGUUUAUCACGGAAAAGUACGACCCCGAAGUGCUCCGGCAGGCAGUGGCCCAGCACGACAAGCAUCACGACAACGAUGCCAACCACGACGACGCUGUCAUCGAGUGCAUUCGCAAGCUGACGGACCGCGUGAUUCAAGUCGAAACCUUGUGCAUCGACUUGGAAACACGGCUACGCAUGCAGCAGCAUUUUCAGUCGAUGGCGUCGUCGAGCGACGUAUCGCCGAGCCACAUGGGGUUGUCCCGGCAAAUGUCGGCCCAGCGCGUCAUGUUUGGACGCCAACCGUCGUCGUCCAACCUCCCUGCGACGCCCCCCAACCUGUCCAUCCUGCGAGCCUCCAUCUCAAAGAAGAGCCUGCUCUCCCCGGCCACGUCGACUGCCCACCUCGGCCAUCCACCCAGCGAUGUCGACACGAUAUCUGAAACUCCAUCGUCCACGGUGGGCCAUUUCACGGCGCAAGCGUCGUUGGACCGCAGCGCAGCCCGGCGGCAUAUUUCACCGAUGGGGUAAUGAAAGGACGAAUCGUUCAUGGACGGUGGCCGGUGCGGAAGUUUUGUGUGG